Messenger RNA from Nicrophorus vespilloides, 1539 nucleotides. RefSeq names its product cytochrome P450 4C1-like. The transcript has 11 exons. Gene Ontology annotation, molecular function: heme binding; monooxygenase activity; oxidoreductase activity, acting on paired donors, with incorporation or reduction of molecular oxygen. Lineage: Eukaryota; Metazoa; Arthropoda; Insecta; Coleoptera; Silphidae. The record is from RefSeq and is a predicted model, not a curated record. The annotation marks the transcript as partial.
AUGAAAUCGAAACGCAAUUGAAGCGAAAGAUCGAAUUUUCUUUUUGAGUGAAGAUCUGCAAAGAUGUACGAGUGGUACGCGUUCUUUCUACUGUCAAUCCUUCCUUUGACGAUGCUGGUACAGUUCUUUUGGUCCAGAAGAAAGUUACACGAGUGCGCCAGACAAUUCGACGGUCCUCCGGCUCUUCCGAUCAUCGGGAACGCUUUGAGCUUCAACUGCCACCACAUGAAAAUCUUCCAGAGGGUUCGAAAAAUCUUGAAUCGUUGGCCGCAACCGCCAAGAUUAUGGUUGGGACCGAGGCUCAUCCUGUUCUUCACAAACAUCAAACACGUAGAGAGGAUCAUGUCCUCCACGAAACUGGCCCACAAGAGCGACCUCUACUACAAAACGUUUUCGGAUUACACCGGGAACGGACUGAUCGUGUCUUCAGGAGCUAAAUGGAAGGAGGAUCGCAAACGGAUUCAGCCGAUGUUCAGCCUGAAGUAUUCCUUCUGCAAAAUCGAAAUGAUACACAGAUACGUGGACGUUUUGGUCUCCAAUUUGGAGAAUUUGGUGGACGGAGAUCUGCACGACAUCUAUCCGAUCUUCCACACCUGCUGCUUUGAUAUAAACGCCGAGAUCGUUUACGGCUUGCAACUGGAUAGUCAGCGCGGUAAUAACAUGGAUAUUUCGCACGCGAUCGAAAAGGCCUAUCAACUCGUGUACGAACGGAUGGUCAAACCAUGGUUGCUCUUCUCUCCGAUCUAUCAUUUCAGCCGCAACAAAGUUGAACGCGAUCGCGUUAAAAAGAUCAUGUGGGAUUUCGGCACGAAGGCUGUGGCAGCAUCGGACGAACGCUUGAAAAACUUGCAACACGACAAUUACCAUGAACAAAUGCCGAUCGUCGACCAAAUGAAUCAGAGCAUUGUCAAUGAUGGCAUGGUUACCAGCAGAGACGACAUGAUCUAUCAGUUGAUGACGCUUUUCACUGCGGCUGAAGAUACUAUGUCGAUAACGUCCAGUAUCCUUGUAGUCUGCUUCGGAAUGUACCAGGAGCACCAGGAGAUGGCGUUGAAGGAGAUCCACGAUAUCCUGGGUCCGGAACCGCGAGAUGUCACCGAAGAUGAACUGCGGGAUUUCAAGUACAUGGACAUGUGCAUCAAAGAGGCCGUGCGAUUGGCGACCAUCGCUCCGUUCAUCAUCAGAAAAUGCAUCGAAGAGAUGCAAAUCGGCGAAUACACGAUCGUUCCAGGAUCGGAAAUUUGCAUACCGAUAUUCGACAUCCAUCGGGAUCCCGAACACUGGGAGAACCCGGAACAUUUCCAUCCGGAUCACUUCUUGGAGGAGAACGUGAAGAAACGGAAUCCGUACGCUUAUUUGGCGUUCAGCGCUGGUCCGCGCUCGUGCAUCGGAAAGCACAUCGCUCUGGUCGCGUUGAAGACGAUCAUGAUCCGCCUCCUAACGAAAUUCAAAUUUUCCGCACCCGGAAAAAUGCCCGAUCUUAAGUUCCACGCCGACAUCUCCGUGAGGUUGCGUGACGGCUACAACGUGAAAAUCACC